CGUCUUCCCCAGUCCGCACCCAACCCAAACAAGGAGGAGGAGAAAGCAACUCCACUCCGCCUUCCGCCGCCGCCGCAACACCAUCAAGAAGAUGGCGGCGGACUCGCUGCUGGACAUGUCCCUCGACGACCUCAUCACCAACAAGUACAAGCGCCGCUCCCGUCCAGGUCCAGCGCCCUCUGCCCGCCGCUCCCACUCCCGCGCCGCCACCCGCUCCGCUGCCGCUCCCUAUCACGCCAUCACCUUUCAGGCGCCGCCCACGGCCUACGUCCACCCGACGCCCGCGGCCAACGUCGAGACCGGCACCAAGCUCUACAUCUCCAACCUCGACUACGCCGUCUCCAACGAGGACAUCAAGGAACUCUUCUCUGAGGUUGGCGAUGUCAAGCGUUACUCUAUUAACUAUGACAGGAGUGGAAGAUCCAAGGGAACUGCAGAGGUUGUAUUUUCCAGAAAAUCUGACGCCCUGGCUGCUGUUAAGAGGUACAACAAUGUGCAGCUGGAUGGCAAACCUAUGAAACUUGAGCUCAUUGGUAUAAAUAUUGAGCCACCACCACCUGCUAUUUUUGGUUUCGCUGCACCAGCUGGAUACUUCGAUUUUCCUCCCAAAAGUGCUGAAAUUUUCAGUGGACCUGGCAGGGGUGGAAGAGGAUGGCCUCGGGGCAGGGGUGGAUUUGGUGGGCGUGGUCGGGGUCAUGUGGGUCGUGGGCGAGGGAGGGGAGACCGUGGAAGUCGGAAGAUUUCUGCUGAAGACCUGGAUGCUGACUUGGACAAGUACCAUGCGGAAGGAAUGCAAAUGAGCUAGAUGACCCUCACGCUUUGUUGCCUUGCCUUGAUUGCAUUAGGUAGAGACAGGGGGACAAACUAGUAGGCCUUCCUUGGUCUCCUUGUUAGUAUUUUGUAGGGAUAGAUGCAGACCAACAUAUGUAUACUUUGUUUAGAUGGUGUCAUAAUUUUGAGCAGGGAAUGGCUAAGCUUAACCUGGUAGGUAGAAGCUAGCUCAUAAUAUGUAACACGGAGGGAGCACAACUUUGAACUUUUAUAGCUAGUGUUGAACUUUUAGCUAGUGUGGGACUGUGGGUUGAUGGACACACAAGCAAAGCAAGCAUGCAGCUUGGCAGCCUGGCAAGAGGAUUGAAUUGA
Messenger RNA from Oryza sativa Japonica Group (Japanese rice), 1143 nucleotides. RefSeq names its product THO complex subunit 4A. The record is from RefSeq and is a predicted model, not a curated record. Gene Ontology annotation, cellular component: nucleus. Gene Ontology annotation, molecular function: mRNA binding. Gene Ontology annotation, biological process: mRNA export from nucleus. NCBI's taxonomy places the organism in Eukaryota, Viridiplantae, Streptophyta, Magnoliopsida, Poales, Poaceae.